CGUACGCCGCCAUCUCGUGAUAAUACAAUGACAGUAAGGUAACAGUAUCUCGUGUAGGAAUCGCACGCUUGGUUAUCUGGGCGAUUUGAUACGUUUUGAGACAUGCGAUGAAAUGGGACUUUGCUUGUAGGAUAGAGUGUGAAGAAACUGUAAUAAUAAUGCCAAUUGUCUUCAUCUUACAGUGCACUAAGUCUAGAUAUGUCAUAAGUUGCAUAAUUGACACAACAUGGUUGCUUCCUUGAUCAGAACGUGUACAGAAUUUAGUUUACUAAAACAGCCGUUUUGCAAAAUCGUCACAGGCAAUAAUGUAAGGAAACGUGUCUUGCAAUGUUCAUUUCUCACCUGUAUUCAAUGCGAGCAUUAUCACACGACACAAUGUUCCAAUGCGUCAAAGAAGAACACCUUUAAACAAUUAAAACCAAAAAGGAAGUUACCAGUUGUGGAUGUAUGGAAAAGAAUGACACUAGCGGAACUAGCAACAUCCUCAAAAAGGGAUAUAGAUGAUGUUAUUGAAGCAAUUUGUCUAUCUAAUCCUAGUUCUCGUCAACAUUACAAUAAAAAUACUGUUGUAGAAGAUCAGAAUGUACUUCAUAGCGCUGUACGAAUACUUGGAGCAAAAUUUAAAGUGGUCCCUCAACCGGAUAGUGAAGAAAUGGAAAACGAAGCAAACGAUCAUGAUGUAACUAAGCGGCCUCCAGCAGAUGCAUCUGUACUGAUAAAACGACAUCCAGUGGUAACAAUUAUGGGCCAUGUCGACCAUGGUAAAACUACUUUAUUAGAUACAUUGCGUAACACGUCUGUUGUGAAAACGGAAUUUGGUGGUAUCACGCAACACAUCGGUGCCUUCAAUGUAACAUUGAAAACGGGAGAAAGAGUUACGUUCCUGGACACACCUGGACAUGCUGCGUUCAACUUGAUGCGAAUGAGAGGUGCUCAAGUAACCGACAUCGUAGUAUUGGUUGUAGCAGCGGAUGACGGUGUCAUGGAGCAAACCGUGGAGAGCAUCAAUAUGGCGAGGGCUGCAGACGUGCCGAUUAUUGUGGCCAUCAAUAAAAUCGAUAAACCAGAAGCCGAUAUUGACAGGACGCAGAAGAUGCUUGCGCUUAGGGGGAUUCACGUAGAAGCUCUAGGUGGGGACAUUCAGAGUGUCAAUAUAUCUGCAUUACGUGGGACUAACGUAGAUACUUUGACCGAGGCUAUAGCAUUGCAAGCCGAGAUUAUAGAAUUAAAAGGCGAUCCGACGGGGUUGGUCGAAGCCACCGUAAUCGAAUGUUCCACCAAUCCCCAUCGUGGAAAAUUAGCGACAGCUUUAAUUCAACGUGGUACUUUGAGAAAGGGCUCGUUUCUCGUGAGUGGAUUAGCAUGGGCUAAAGUGAGAGCCAUGUUCGAUCAUUCUGGAAAUCCGGUUACGGAAGCCAAAUUGUCCGAGGCGGUACAAAUCAUUGGCUGGAAAGACUUACCUACUGCCGGAGAUCAGAUAUUAGAAGUCGAGAACGAGAAGAAAGUACGUAUGGUAAUGCGGUACAGAGAAAGUGUAAAAGCUCAAAAGUUGGCAAUGGAGCACAAGAUUGCAGCGGACCAGAAACACGAGGAAUACUUGAAAGAAUACAAGGAACAUUUGGCGAAGAGACGACUGCUUGGCAGAUAUACUAAGCUGCCAACUACGCAUAAAGAACUCAGUGAUACGACACCCAAAUUUAACGUUAUUAUAAAGGGCGAUGUCGCUGGUUCCGUGGAAGCUAUAUUAGACGUUUUUAACACGUACGGAAGUGACGACAAAUGUACACUAAGCGUAGUUCAUUACGAUGUCGGACCCGUCACGGAGACAGAUCUGGAACUCGCAGAAGCGUUCGGCGCCAUCAUAUAUCAUUUCAACGUGGGCAUAUCAAAAGCUUUACAACAAGAAGCUACUAAAAAAGAAAUAUCGAUCCGCCCGCAUAACGUAAUAUACAAACUCAUCGACGAUGUUAAAGAGGAGAUCAAUAAGAAGCUACCAGCAGUUGACGCUGAAGAAGUGUUAGGUGAAGCAAACGUGAAGCAAGAAUUCGAGAUCAAGGAAAAUAAAAAGAAGGUAAAAGUUGCUGGUUGCCGGUGCACUAAAGGCGUCCUCAAGAAAAAUGCGAUGUAUCGUUUGAUACGUGGUCAAGACAUUGUCUAUACUGGGAAAUUAAUAUCAAUGAGGCAUUUAAAGAGUGAAGUGGAAACUAUCAAAACUGAUUUCGAAUGCGGCUUGAGAUUCGACGACGACUCCACGUUGUCUUUCAAACCGGGAGACGUUCUAAUUUGUUAUGAGGUAUAUCAGAAGCCACAAGAAACCGAUUGGGAUCCAGGAUUCUAGCGAACGUGUAACAACUUAGUUUUCGUAUCAUCCUGACAAAUUUUUCAGGAUCA
Messenger RNA from Ooceraea biroi (clonal raider ant), 2391 nucleotides. It is a transcript of the gene mIF2, whose product is annotated as mitochondrial translation initiation factor 2. NCBI's taxonomy places the organism in Eukaryota, Metazoa, Arthropoda, Insecta, Hymenoptera, Formicidae. The record is from RefSeq and is a predicted model, not a curated record. Gene Ontology annotation, biological process: translational initiation. Gene Ontology annotation, cellular component: cytoplasm. Gene Ontology annotation, molecular function: translation initiation factor activity; GTPase activity; GTP binding.